CUUUUCUGUUCACUAGUUGUGGAAAUCUUCAGUAAACGUGCCGGCAUCUUUUCUCGCAAGGAAAAAUUCCCACAAAAACUGUGAAUUUAUUGAAUUUAAACCAAUUUUACUUUAAGGAGAUUUAUAUUUUUAGAUAAACCAACAAAAUGUUUUGGGGUCUAAAUUUGAAACCUAACCGUAAAUAUUCGCAAACCACGGAGAAAUCCUUCCACAUUUCCCAAGCGGCUUUAGAUUCAGAAUCUUCUCAGGGUGGUCCUACACAAAUUUUCAUUAGCAGUGAAAAUCAACGGUUUUUGGUGUGUACUUUACGUAAAGAUGUUUGCGAACAAGUAAUGUUGGAUUUGAACUUCAGCGAGGGAAAUGAAAUAUGUUUCCAAAGCAUUGGUAGCGGCAAUGUUACUUUAUCCGGUUAUGUGAUGGAAGAUAUGGCUGAUGAUUUCAUGAAUGGCGAUGAGGAAGAAGAGGAAGAUGUUGAAUCGGGCUCUGAAACUGAAGAAGUCGACCUACGCAAUGCACUAAAUGCUAAAAAAGCCACAAAAAAUAAGAAGGCCGACAAGGGCAAAGUUGCUGCUAAGGCUGUAAAGGGUGGUGCUGAUGAGGAAGAUGAUGAGGAUGAAGAUGACAGUGACUUCGAUAUGGAAAACGACGAUGAUGAAGAAGAUGCAGAAGGAGAGGAAGAUGAAAAUGAUGAAGACGACGAUGAAGAUGAUGAUGAAGAAGAGGAAGAUGAUGAGGAGGAGGAAGAUGAAUCCGAAGACGAAGAAGUUCAACAACCUAAAGCUAAACAGGCUAAAUUGGAAAAACCAGAAAAACAACAAAAUGGCGUAGCUAAACAAAAAGAACAACAAGCUGAAAAGAAAUCGAAGAAGGAAUUGAAAAAGGAAAAACAACAACAACAGCAACAAAAGGCCCAGCAACCAGAAAAACCAAAAGCUGGUGGUGAACGUGUGUUGUCUGGUGGCGUCAAAGUUGUUGAUUUACGUGUUGGUAGCGGCCCUGAAGCCAAACCUGGCAAGCGCACCCAAGUUUUCUACGAAGGACGUUUGUUAUCUAAUAACAAAGUUUUCGAUAGCCUAAAAUCUGGAGCUGGUUUUAAAUUCACUUUGGGACGUGGUGAAGUCAUUAAGGGUUGGGAUGUCGGUGUAAUCGGCAUGAAGGUUGGAGGCAAACGUCGCAUUACUUGUCCUCCUCAUAUGGCCUAUGGCUCUCGUGGAUCUCCACCAGCUAUUCCACCAAACAGUACAUUAGUUUUUGAGGUGGAACUCAAGGGUAUCAACUAAAAGUUGUUCAAACUUUGGAAAAA
Messenger RNA from Calliphora vicina (urban bluebottle blowfly), 1303 nucleotides. It is a transcript of the gene Fkbp39, whose product is annotated as FK506-binding protein 39kD. The record is from RefSeq and is a predicted model, not a curated record. The coding region runs from base 147 to 1280 and encodes 377 amino acids. Gene Ontology annotation, molecular function: peptidyl-prolyl cis-trans isomerase activity. NCBI's taxonomy places the organism in Eukaryota, Metazoa, Arthropoda, Insecta, Diptera, Calliphoridae. Gene Ontology annotation, cellular component: nucleolus; chromatin. The transcript is spliced from 3 exons.